AGAAUUCUAUAUGUAGCUAUACUAACACCAUACAAAUAUGUUGACGGAGUAAUUGUCCGGUGUUAUCAAGGACCGCCUUUGUUGUUUAAUAGUUAACGCGCAUAAAGGAUCACUAUGUAACGAUUCCCGGCAAUAUUUGUUAAAAAAUUGUUUUGUAGAUAUAUCAAAGUGAUAAUUUUAAGAUCUUAGAAGGAACAGCUUGCAUAAAAAUUUAGAUCCUUACGAUAAUUAUAUCCAGGAUACCCAUUUUUAUAUGAGUCAUAACAUAGGAUGAACUGUGUGUUGAAUUAUUACCUACUACAGAGACGGGUUAAACUAAAUGUGUAUAAUUCCCUCGAUGCUACCUCAACAUCCAUCGCUAUUAGAAUUAAUAUACAAGAAAAUUCUAUACAAGUAAUUGAUAAUGGUAUUGGGAUUAAACAAAACGAUUUUGCGUUACUUGGUCAAAGAUAUACAACUAGUAAAUUUGAUAAUAUUUCUGUGAUGAAAAGUAUACCUCAAACCUACGGAUUCCGUGGAUUAUCUUUAUCAAGUAUUAUUGAUAUAUCACGCAAAGUGAAAAUAAUAUCGAGAUUUUUGGACUCAAAGGAUACGCUAUCUAAAACAUUUCAUAAAGGAACAAGCAAAGAGAUUGUUGAAAUACAUUCCAGACCUUCCAAAGGGACUACGGUUGAAAUCUAUGGACUUCUCUGUAAUCUAAAAAUACAGAAGAAAGCUCUUGAACAAUGUAACGAAUUGUUUGCAAUAAAAACAUUAUUAGAACAAUUAUCACUAAUGCAUGUGAACGUAUCUAUUAGUCUAAGAGAUGACGUAAAAAACGAAAUUAUAUUCAAAAUUCAAAAAAAUCGCAACAUAUUUCAAACAAUAACGAGUAUUUUUAAUAUUUUACCCGAAGAAUUACAAGAAAUUAGUGUCGAGAAGCAUCAGUAUAAAGUCAGGGCAUUUAUUCAAAAAAAAGAUGUCAAUUUAAAGAAAUAUCAUUGGGUAUUUCUUAACAGAAGAUAUAUUUCUAAAACAAAAGUUCAUAAGAUAGUCAACAAGCACUUUUUGAAAAGGUGUUAUCAACGUAAAUAUUUUAAAAAGAAUAAACAGGAAGAUGAAGUGGGCAACCAAGCACUACCUACAUAUUUCUUAUUCAUAUCGUGUCCAUACAGUGACUAUGACGUGCUUAAUAGUCAUUCAAACAAGACAUUCAUUGAAUUCAAAAACUGGAAACAGAUUACUAAUUUAUUAGAAAGACUUGUACAGUGUCACACUGGAGAUAUUAGGUUGAAAGAAAUUGCAAAACCGAAAAACAUUCCCGCUGCAGAAAACAACGAAACGAAAACACGAGAGCAAAUAAAAAAUAUAAUCGAUAAAAUACUUACGAAAAGCUCCAAGAAGCAAAACGUACGGAUGUGUAAUGGAAUCAAAGGAAAGGAAAUUAAAAGGAAAUGUCCACAAAAUAAUCCUAAGAACAGAACAAAAAUUGUUACGAAUAAAACUAAUCAAAGCAGUAAAAGUAAAAUAUUAUCUAACAAACAAUCUUUUCUACUUGAAAAUUCAAAUUGUCAAAGAAAGAGGAAAAUUAAAACCGCUAACGUAAACGACGUAGAGGACAAAAAGAGGCCAAAGAAAUUAAAUCAAAAUAAAUGUAAACUAAACUCUGAAAGAAUCACAUUGAAUAAUAUUCCCUUUUUAAAAACAAUGCAACAAAAAAACAUUCGAAAGAACAAAAUACAAGAUACUGAAGAUAGCAAUAAAUCGCCUUCAACAAUAUUGCCCAAUGCCCAACUAGAAAUACGGGCCGAAAAAAUAGGAAAAUGUGAAGUUGGAUCUGAUGCAUAUAUUACACCAGAUAUUAAUCAGCCACAUGAACCAGUUGAAUAUAUAAAACAACAGUCAGCAUUUAAACUUAAUCCCAUUAAAGAUGAUAUGCUUAAUGUAGCAAAAGAAUUUGAUAUUGAUCCUAAGCACUUACUAAACGAGAUAUGUAGAAAAAGUGUUUUUCAAAAGACUAAUAAGAAAACAGUAAUGACAACAUACGACCUAGUAAAAACGGUUGUAAGUAAUUCUAAAAAUAUUGCAGACUUAGUAGUAAGUCAUAAAAACAAUUUUAUAGGUAGCAGGAUACACGUUCCAGAAUAUACAAGGUAUUAUCCAGUAGGUAUUAAUAAAGGAAUGUUUUCUAACAAGUUAACAUUUGAAAGCCACCAAUAUGAGAGCAUAUAUAGAAAAGAAAGAGAAUCUCGUGCACGAUUAAAUCCUAACAUACGUUUUUUAAAUAAAGUUUCUACAGAAAAUUUACUGUCUAGAAACCAUAACUUUAAAAAUAAUAUUCAGGCAUCCGUUAAGAAAACUGUGAGUAAGAAAUAUAACAAACGAUGCCUUAUCAACCAAAUCAAAUUUGGAAUGGAACAAUCUUUGUAUACAAUUCAAGAUGAUUUUAGUUUGUCCAACAAGAAUAAAAUGCCAACUGGAAAUGUGUAUUCCAAGUCUAUUGAUUUAUCCUUUGAUAAAUAUAACACUGUUUUCAAUUCGAUGUUUGAAAACGAUUUAAACCCUGUAUACGUUCAGAAAACAUACAAAAAAGAUGGGACAAAUUCAGACGGAAACAAUUUAAUGGAGAAUGUUAAUGAGUACCGUGUUACAUAUUCAAUUAAAUCAUCCAGAAUAUACACAGAAUUAAGUGAUAAGAACAAUUCUCCUAAAGAAGUUAACAAUGAUUUUGGACCAACGUACACAAAAAAUAUCGAUACCUCCCAUGAUUUGAUUGUGAAUAAGGAUAUAGGUGCAUUAGAAAUAAAUGCGAGUAGUUCACAACUAGUAGAUCCGAUGGAAUUGUGUGAAAUAAUAUAUGAUAAACAAAAUUCUAUUGAAGAAAAUAACAUUAACGAGAAUAAUGGCGAUCCCAAUACGAAUGGUAUUGUAAGCGAUUACUCAAAAAACAAUAAAACAGAAGCUAGUCAGAAUGUCAUAUCACACCAUUUUCACACGGAUGAAAUUAAUGAAAUUUUUCUAGAUACAUUUAAUUCUAAUGAAAAGCAAACGGUGAAUCCCACUGAAGUCAUUGAAAACUGCAAUCAUAUUAAAUAUUUAGCAGAUUUUAAUAUACAAAGUAGAUAUGCGUUUGUGCCUAAAGGUAUGUCACCGAUUUUCGUUAACUGUAAUUUGAAUCCCUCAAUCCCAAUUGGACAUUUUGAUGACGAGUAUUAUAAAGAUGCUAUUUAUGAAAAAUUUGCCGAAAAAGUUCAACAAACUGCUCAAUUAUUUGAGCCAACUAUCCAAAAUGUUAACGACGCAAAAACAAACGAUGGUGUAAAAAAUAACAAAAUGAGAAAAGAGAAUGCUGACUUAACGUUUGAUGCUGAAUCUAUAAAGAAUGCUAAAGUGUUUGCUCAAGUUGACUGCAAAUUCAUUGUUACCAUAUUACCUGGAAAAACCAUUUCCAAAAACGCCAAAUUAAAUUAUUUAGUUUUAUUUGACCAACAUGCUGUGCACGAAAGAAUUAGAUUAGAGAAGAAUUUGUCAGACUACUUUGAUGGAUUAGCUUGGAAAUUUGUCAAUAUUGAUACAAUUUCAUUUAAAUUACCAAAAGACGAUACAACCCUUCUUCACAAUCACAAAGAUAAACUUAGUACAUUUGGAUUACAAUGGCGUAUCGAAGAUAAUAAUAUAUCGGUGUAUGCUAUACCAGAGGCUAUUCUUGGUAAAAAUCCUAGACAAGCUGACGUAGUGCUCAAUGCAACCAAAUGUUUGUUGUCUGAACUUAUUGACGCGUUAAAGAAUCUUAACGGAAAUAUACCGCUUUACCCACAAUCAAUCAUGAAUCUUGUUUUUAGUGAGGCCUGUCGUUAUGCAAUUAUGUUUGGAGAUAAGUUGUCGAAAUCGGAAUGCGUCAAUUUAAUCAAUUCUUUAGCUGAGUGUAAGACUCCAUUUCAAUGUGCCCAUGGGAGGCCUGUUAUGGCAGUUAUUAUGGAGCUCAGUGAAGAAAAACCACGGUAUAUGAUUAACCCAACAUUAAAUUGA
This is a messenger RNA of Pieris napi, 4008 nucleotides long. RefSeq lists its product as uncharacterized. The record is from RefSeq and is a predicted model, not a curated record. Gene Ontology annotation, cellular component: mismatch repair complex. NCBI's taxonomy places the organism in Eukaryota, Metazoa, Arthropoda, Insecta, Lepidoptera, Pieridae. Gene Ontology annotation, biological process: mismatch repair. Bases 271 to 4008 code for a protein of 1245 amino acids. The transcript has 13 exons. Gene Ontology annotation, molecular function: ATP hydrolysis activity; ATP-dependent DNA damage sensor activity; mismatched DNA binding.